AUGGACCUCGACGUCUCUUUGUCCCCGCUGAAGCCAGUGAAUGUAAAUUCCAAAGGCGAUAAGAUCAAGAAUAAGGAUGCCAAAAGGCUGUCUGUCGAAAGGAUAUACCAGAAGAAAACACAGCUGGAGCAUAUAUUGCUCCGGCCUGAUACAUACAUUGGCUCUGUGGAACAAGUGACACAGCAAAUGUGGGUCUUUGAUGAAGACGUGGGACUGAACUUCAGGGAUGUUACGUUUGUACCUGGUCUCUAUAAAAUUUUUGAUGAAAUCCUAGUCAAUGCUGCUGACAACAAGCAGAGAGAUAAGAGCAUGUCAUGUAUCAAAAUUACAAUUGAUUCGGAAAAUAACGUGAUCUCUGUUUGGAACAAUGGAAAAGGGAUUCCUGUUGUAGAACACAAAGUGGAGAAAGUCUAUGUGCCAGCUCUCAUUUUUGGGCAGCUUUUAACAUCCAGCAACUACGAUGAUGACGAGAAGAAAGUCACAGGUGGGAGAAAUGGUUAUGGAGCCAAACUCUGCAACAUCUUCAGUACCAAAUUUACAGUGGAAACUGCGUGUAGAGAAUACCAGAAGCUCUUUAAGCAGACGUGGACUGACAACAUGAGUAAGGCUGGGCAGAUGAUACUGAAAUUCUUUGAUCAGGAGGACUUCACGUGCAUCUCUUUCAAACCUGAUCUGUCAAAGUUUAAAAUGACCGUCUUGGACAAAGACAUUGUGGCCCUCAUGACUCGUAGAGCCUAUGAUGUGGCAGGAGCUGUUAAAGAUGUCAAAGUCUUUUUGAAUGGAAAGAGACUACCAGUCAAAGGAUUCCGUAGCUACGUAGACCUGUAUGUGAAGGACAAGAUGGAUGAAACUGGCAACCCACUGAAAGUUAUCCAUGAAGAAGUAAACAGCCGGUGGGAAGUGUGCCUAACAAUGAGUGAACGGGGCUUUCAGCAAGUUAGCUUUGUCAACAGCAUUGCUACAACAAAGGGUGGUAGACAUGUGGACUAUGUGGCUGAUCAGGUUAUCAAUAAGCUCUUGGAAGUGGUGAAGAAGAAAAACAAAGCUGGUGUUGGAGUGAAGCCCUUUCAGGUGAAGAACCAUAUGUGGGUCUUCAUAAAUACCCUGAUUGAAAAUCCAACUUUUGACUCACAAACGAAGGAGAAUAUGACACUUCAAGCAAAGAGCUUUGGCUCUACAUGCAAGCUGAGUGAAAAGUUUAUCAAGGGGGUGGUUGGUUGUGGCAUAGUGGAGAGCAUCCUGAACUGGGUGAACUUCAAAGCUCAGACCCAGCUCAACAAGAAGUGUUCUUCUGUGAAGCAAACUAGGAUUAAAGGAAUUCCUAAACUGGAUGAUGCCAACGAUGCUGGGAGUAAGAACUCCAUCAACUGUACUCUUAUUUUGACGGAAGGAGACUCAGCCAAAACACUUGCUGUUUCUGGCCUUGGAAUCGUGGGCAGGGACAAAUAUGGAGUAUUUCCCUUGCGUGGAAAAAUGCUCAAUGUCCGGGAAGCUUCUCACAAACAGAUAAUGGAAAAUGCUGAAAUUAACAACCUCAUCAAGAUUGUUGGUCUGCAAUAUAAGAAGAACUAUGAUGACCCAGAAUCACUUAAGACCCUGCGAUACGGAAAGAUCAUGAUCAUGACAGAUCAGGAUCAAGAUGGCUCCCAUAUCAAAGGCUUGUUGAUUAACUUCAUUCACCACAACUGGCCUUCUCUGCUAAAGCACUGCUUCCUGGAGGAAUUCAUUACCCCCAUUGUGAAGGCUUCCAAGAAUAAAGAAGAGGUUGCUUUCUAUAGCAUUCCUGAAUUUGAAGAGUGGAAAACCAAUUUUCCUAACUACAAAAGCUGGAAAGUCAAGUACUACAAAGGUCUGGGUACCAGCACAUCAAAAGAGGCGAAAGAGUACUUUGCAGAGAUGGCAAGGCACCGAAUACCUUUCAAAUACUCUGGCCCUGAAGAUGAUGCUGCGAUCUCCCUGGCCUUUAGCAAAAAGAAGGUGGAGGACCGAAAGGAGUGGUUGACAAACUUCAUGGAGGAUCGAAGGCAGCGGAAACUACAAGGCCUGCCAGAAGAUUAUUUAUAUGGGAAAGCAACCAAUUGCCUGACUUACAAUAGCUUCAUCAACAAAGAACUUAUCCUGUUUUCCAACAUGGACAAUGAACGAUCCAUUCCUUCCCUGGUUGAUGGACUGAAACCAGGUCAAAGGAAGGUUAUAUUCACUUGCUUCAAAAGAAAUGACAAGCGGGAGGUGAAGGUUGCCCAGUUGGCUGGAUCCGUAGCAGAGCUAUCUGCUUAUCACCAUGGAGAGGCCUCCCUGAUGAUGACCAUUAUCAACUUGGCUCAAAACUUUGUGGGGAGCAACAACCUUAACCUGCUUCAGCCUAUCGGUCAGUUUGGCACCAGGCUGCAUGGUGGGAAAGACUCUGCCAGCCCUCGAUACAUCUUCACAAUGCUCAGCCCUUUAGCACGGUUGCUUUUCCCAGCAAUGGAUGACAGUGUGCUGAAUUUCCUAUAUGAUGACAACCGCCGUGUAGAACCUGAGUGGUACAUCCCAAUAAUCCCCAUGGUUCUAAUCAAUGGAGCCGAGGGUAUUGGGACAGGAUGGUCAUGCAAGGUUCCCAACUAUGACAUCCGAGAAGUAGUGAACAACCUUCGACGCAUGUUGGAUGGAGAGGAGCCUCUCCCAAUGCAUCCUAGUUACAAGAAUUUCAAAGGAACAAUAGAUGAACUGGGUCAGAAACAGUACAUAGUCAAUGGAGAAGUAUCCAUUCUUGAUUCCACUACUAUUGAAAUUUCUGAGCUUCCUGCUCGAACAUGGACGCAGGUGUAUAAAGAACAGGUUCUGGAGCCUAUGCUGGGUGGCACAGAAAAAACUCCCCCAUUAAUAACUGACUACAAAGAAUAUCACACGGACACCACAGUCAAAUUCAUAGUAAAAAUGAGUCCGCAAAAGCUGGCAGAGGCGGAAGCAGCCGGUCUCCAUAAAGUCUUCAAGCUACAGACCUCUCUUUCCUGCACCAACAUGGUGCUGUUUGACCAUGUUGGCUGCCUGAAGAAGUAUGAUACGGCAGAAGAUAUUUUGCGAGAGUUCUAUGAGCUCAGGCUGCGCUAUUACGGCUUAAGGAAAGACUGGCUCACUGGGAUGCUGGGUGCAGAGUCUGCAAAACUAAGCAAUCAGGCUCGCUUCAUCCUGGAGAAAAUACAGGGCAUAAUAGUGAUUGAAAACAAGCCCAAGAAAGAAAUAAUAAAGGUGCUUAUUGAGAGGGGUUAUGAGUCUGAUCCAUUGAAGACUUGGAAAGAAUCCCAGCAAAAGGGUACAAAUGAGGAGAAUGAAGAUGAUGAAGAAAGUGGUAAAGAAAAUGAAUCGGCAGUAGGCACUGGGCCCGAUUUCAACUAUCUCCUGAACAUGCCUCUCUGGUACCUAACAAAGGAGAAAAAAGACGAACUGUGCAAGCAGCGAGAUGACAAAGAAGCUGAGCUGGAACAUCUGAAACGGAAGAGCCCUGAUGAUUUAUGGAAAGAAGACCUUGCUGCCUUUGUGGAGGCUCUUGAAGAGCUAGAAGCCAAGGAAAAACAGGACGACAUGCUUGGAGCUGUAGGCAAGCCCAUCAAAGGGAAAGGAGGGAAGCUGAAAGUCAAGAAACUGCAUUUGCCAGAAGUCAUGCCCUCACCACAUGGCAGGAGGGUCAUUCCCCGCGUGACUGAGGAGAUGAAAAUGGAUGCAACAAAGAAAUUAAAAAGGAAAAUCAAGAGUGAAAAAAAUGAGCUUGUUGGGGAUCAAGGAGAGUCACCAGAGUCUGAUAAAGAACCAACAAACCUUAAACAAAGAUUAGCAAAGAAAUUUAAAACAGAGCCAGGUACAAAAAAACAAUCCAUUCUGUCAUUCAAGCAAGUAAAAAAAGAGAAAAGAAACCCAUGGUCGGAUUCAGAAUCAGAAGAGGAUAAUGUGGACAGUGACUCUGAGGUUCAGGAGGAAACAGAUGAAGAUGUCGCCUCUAAAGAAAACGUGAUUCCUGCUGUAAAGCCAAAGGCCACUUCGACGAAAGCCAAGGAAAAUUUGCAAGUCAAAGAACAAGCAAAAGUGUCCAAAGUCCAGAGCUCCAUCUCAACUGAAUUCCUGGACUCUGACAAUAAGCCAGCCACGUCCGCCUCUUCCUUGCCUCCUGCUAGUGUAGGAGGAAAAUUGGCACCCAAGAAAAGAGGUCCAGCCAAGAAACCAAGAAGCUCUGCUGAAGAUAAUCAGCCUACCAUCAUGGACGCUUUCGCCAAGGAAAAGGCAACUGUGAAACCCAGGAAGGUAGCAGCAGUUGUAACUUCAGAGUCUGACGCGGAUAAAGCGGUCUCCAAGAAGCCUCCGCUUGCCAGGACCAAGAAAACCACCAAAAGGAAGCCUGCCUUUUCCUCUUCUGAGGAUUCUGAUGCUGACCUUGAAUUAGUUAAAAAAUCAACAGCACUUAAGAAAUCCAAGGUGGUGGAUGAGUCAUUCUCUAUCAAUUUGUGUUCUGAUGAUGACUUGCCUGCUGCACCUAUAGCCCGUCAAAGGCCAGGCCGGGCCAGGAAGCCUGUCCAAUAUCUGGAGGAAUCAGACGACGAGAUAUGAAAAUGAAGCAGAUCUACA
Messenger RNA from Euleptes europaea (tarantolino), 4599 nucleotides. It is a transcript of the gene TOP2A, whose product is annotated as DNA topoisomerase II alpha. Gene Ontology annotation, cellular component: nucleus. Gene Ontology annotation, molecular function: DNA binding; ATP binding; DNA topoisomerase type II (double strand cut, ATP-hydrolyzing) activity. Lineage: Eukaryota; Metazoa; Chordata; Lepidosauria; Squamata; Sphaerodactylidae. Gene Ontology annotation, biological process: DNA topological change; apoptotic chromosome condensation; sister chromatid segregation. The coding region runs from base 1 to 4581 and encodes 1526 amino acids. The record is from RefSeq and is a predicted model, not a curated record. The transcript is spliced from 34 exons.